CUCCAACAUGGUAAGUCGAGUCGGUCGUAUACCUGACUCUUCUCUCAUUUUGCAUUGCUUUGCUUCUAUCUUGGAACCUUUGAGAGGUCGCCAUUGCCCUUUCAAGUGAUGCCACCGACUAUUCGCAGGCUUUAGGCUUCUAUUAUUCAAAAUAUCACAUUAGUUUUGAACUUGCCGUAAGCAUGGCAUCACAAGAGUAUGAGGGUAAUGAAGGAGGUGGCUAUGAGAGCAACAGAGACGACGGCGAGGGUUUCUCAGAUACGCCAACAACACAAGCUACUACCACAGCGAAUCCGGCCAGCGCCGCUACUUCGCCAGCAUCACAAGCCACCAAUGCCGCCACAAACCCGCAAGCUGGGGUCUCUUCUUCUGGAGCCGGAGCCAGCGCCGGAAUCAUAGUCGGAAUCACAGUCGCCGUCGUUGUCGUUAUCGUCUUGAUAGCCGUCACUACCU
This is a messenger RNA of Pseudomassariella vexata, 453 nucleotides long. RefSeq lists its product as uncharacterized. The record is from RefSeq and is a predicted model, not a curated record. The transcript has a single exon. Bases 199 to 399 code for a protein of 66 amino acids. Lineage: Eukaryota; Fungi; Ascomycota; Sordariomycetes; Amphisphaeriales; Pseudomassariaceae.